CAACCAAACAGACCCAGUUCAGUAUCCACCAGAGCUUCUCGCUUUUUCUUCUGUGAACUCUCUCUUCCUCUCUCCAACCUUUUUUUUUUCUCCUUUAAUCCUCAGUAAAAAUCCAGAAAAGCAGACAAAUCCUUUGUCUCAUUGUCUUUAUGUUCUUUCCAAAAACAAAAACCAGUGCAAGCAAAACAAAACCGCAGAAUCAUAUCCUCAUAAAGCUUUUACAGUAGUUUCUCUCGAAUUUUCCCCAGAAAAAUAAAUCCGAACCCAUUUAUCUGAAAUCGAUGACAACCUCAAGAAACAGAGCUUUCUCUCGUCCAUCGACAUUUUCCCUCUCUUUCUCGCUCUUUCUCGCGUUCUCUUGCCUCCUGAUACCGAGACACGUUGCUCAAGGAGCCCAUCAAUGGCAAUCUCCGAUCAAAACCGUCGUCGUUUUGGUGAUGGAGAAUCGAUCCUUCGAUCACAUGCUGGGUUGGAUGAAGAAAUCGAUAAACCCAUCGAUCAACGGAGUCACGGGUCGAGAAUGCAACCCGGUUUCGACAAAAGAUCCAAAUAACACCCGGAUCAUAUGCUUCACCAACGACGCGGAGUUCGUGGAUCCGGAUCCGGGUCACUCGUUCGAGGCCGUGGAGGAGCAGGUAUUCGGGUCGGGCCGGAUCCCGUCGAUGAUGGGUUUCGUGGAACAGGCUCUGUCCAUGCCCGGCAACCUGUCGGAGACGGUGAUGAAAGGGUUCCGACCGGAGGCCGUACCGGUUUACGCCGAACUGGUUAAGGAGUUCGCGGUUUUCGACCGAUGGUUUUCUUCGAUUCCCGGUCCGACCCAACCGAACCGGCUUUUCGUCUACUCCGCGACCUCCCAUGGCUCCACAAGCCAUGUCAAGAAGCUCCUCGCUCAAGGGUAUCCGCAGAAGACGAUAUUCGAUUCGGUCCACGAGAACGGGAUCGAUUUCGGGAUAUAUUUCCAGAACAUACCCACGACAUUGUUCUACAGAAACCUCAGAAAGCUGAAGUAUAUUUUCAAAUUGCAUCAGUACAACCUGAGAUUCAAGAAAGACGCGGAGAAGGGUAAGCUACCGAGCUUAACCGUGAUCGAACCGAGGUACUUCGAUCUGAAGGGCAUGCCCGGAAACGAUGAUCAUCCGGCGCAUGACGUGGCGAACGGACAGAAACUGGUGAAAGAAGUGUACGAGACAUUGAGAUCGAGCCCUCAAUGGAACGAGACAGCGCUGAUCAUAACGUACGAUGAGCAUGGUGGAUUCUACGACCAUGUCCAGACGCCUUUCGAGGGUGUACCGAAUCCGGAUGGCAAUACCGGACCGGCUCCCGGUUUUUUUAAAUUCGACCGGUUAGGUGUUCGGGUUCCCACCAUUGUGGUCUCCCCUUGGAUCCAGAAAGGAACCGUGGUGAGUGGACCAAAUGGGCCGACGGAGACGUCGGAGUAUGAGCAUUCGUCAAUACCGGCGACCGUCAAGAAACUCUUCAACCUCUCCUCAAAUUUCUUAACGCACAGAGAUGCGUGGGCCGGCACUUUCGAACACAUCUUCUCUCCCCUGUCCUCCCCUAGAUCCGAUUGCCCUCUGACCCUGCCCGAGGUUUCGCCGAUGAGAAGUACGGAAGCCAAAGAGGAGGCGGCUCUGUCGGAGUUUCAGGGGGAAGUGGUCCAACUGGCGGCUGUCCUGAACGGAGACCAUUUCCUCAGCAGCUUUCCAGACGAGGUCGGGAAGAAGAUGACUGUGAGAGAGGCGCACGAGUACAUCAGAGGGGCCACUUCUCGGUUCAUCAGAGCCAGCAAAGAGGCCAUCAGCCUCGGGGCCGAUGAAUCCGCCAUUGUCGAUAUGCGCUCCUCUCUUACAACUCGGUCUCGAACCAACCACUAACCUCUUCCCGGUGUUGUUGUUAUUCUGUGUGUGUGAGGAACGGAGAAGCAAGGGAACUAGAUGACAGCUUCUUCUUAGGUUGGUUAGUUAAUGUUGUCAGCGUUGUGAAUUUUGAUUCUUCUUCUUCUUCUUCUUCUUCUUCCUGAACAAACACUGAGAAUCCAUGGAUGUAACCAUGAGAAAGUACUUUUAUAUGAGUGCGUUCUCUGUUCCACCUAAAUUCCACAUACAUUUUACUCA
Molecule: messenger RNA, 2114 nt
Organism: Tarenaya hassleriana
Lineage: Eukaryota; Viridiplantae; Streptophyta; Magnoliopsida; Brassicales; Cleomaceae
Product: non-specific phospholipase C6
Exons: 4
Coding region: 282-1874 (530 amino acids)
Biological process (GO): phospholipid catabolic process
Molecular function (GO): hydrolase activity, acting on ester bonds
Source: RefSeq, a predicted model, not a curated record